ACUUCCAGAAAACCGCUCACGACACCACCGUAACGACCAAGGCCACCGUGACGUGACUCGCCGCCGCCUCCACGCUCGAAUUUCUCUUUCUGGAGAAGCCUCGUUCUCGUUAUCCACGGCUUAGCUAAUGCAUUCGUCCAAUUCCGAUCGGACGGUGGAGGAUGACGACCGUCAACCAGCGACCCGGCGAAUCCGACGGCUGGCCUUGCAAUUGAACCCGCCGCCGGCUCGCCUCGACAGCCGAUUCGCCGGAGUCCUCGAGAUGAUAUCGUGCGCCGCCCGUGCGAAGCUUAGCGUGAGCACUGGGCGGCUCUCGCACUAUAUGAGAGGGAAGCACAGGGAUAUACAGGAGAGAGUGUUCGAGUAUUUCAAUUCGAGGCCGGACCUUCAGACGCCGGUUGAGAUCUCCAAGGACGAUCACCGCGAACUCUGUAUGAGGCAGCUUCUCGGUCUGGUCUGGGAAGCCGGGAUUAGGCCCUUCCGCUACGUCGUUGAAGAACCUGGCAAGUAUUUCGCCAUUGCCGAAGCCGUUGGCAGCGUUGACAUGUCGCUUGGGAUCAAGAUGGGGGUCCAGUUUAGUCUUUGGGGAGGUUCUGUACUCAACUUGGGGACUAAAAAGCACAGGGAUAAGUACUAUGAAGGUAUUGAUAAUAUGGAUUAUCCAGGAUGUUUUGCCAUGACAGAACUUCAUCACGGAUCAAAUGUCCAAGGCCUUCAAACUGUUGCGACAUUUGAUCCACUUACAGAUGAAUUCAUAAUUGACACACCCAAUGAUGGAGCAAUCAAAUGGUGGAUUGGGAAUGCUGCGGUUCAUGGCAAGUUUGCGACUGUUUUUGCAAAGCUGAUGUUGCCAACUCAUGAUACAAAAGGAACUUCUGAUAUGGGUGUUCAUGCCUUCAUUGUUCCAAUUAGGGAUUUGACGACCCACCAAACACUCCCAGGGAUUGAAAUACAUGAUUGCGGUCACAAGGUUGGUUUGAAUGGUGUGGAUAAUGGAGCAUUGAGAUUUUGUUCUGUAAGAAUCCCUCGAGACAACCUCCUUAAUCGUUUUGGAGAUGUCUCCAAGGAUGGGAAAUACACAAGCAGCCUUCCAUCUAUUAAUAAACGCUUUGCUGCCAUGCUAGGGGAGCUUGUGGGGGGAAGGGUUGGUCUUGCAUAUUCUUCAGUUGGUGUACUCAAGAUUGCAGUAACAAUUGCCAUCCGAUAUUCUUUGCUCCGCCAGCAAUUUGGUCCCCCAAGGCAGCCUGAAAUCAGUAUUCUUGACUACCAGUCUCAGCAGCAUAAACUUAUGCCUAUGCUGGCUUCAACUUAUGCAUUCCAUUUUGCCACACUGGCUUUGGUGGAGAAAUAUUCUGAGAUGAAGAAGUCCCAUGAUGAUCAAGUGGUGGGGGAUGUCCAUGCACUUUCUGCAGGCUUGAAAGCCUAUGUGACCUCAUAUACAGCAAAGUCAUUGAGCACCUGCAGGGAAUCUUGUGGAGGCCAUGGCUAUGCCGCUGUGAAUCGAUUUGGAAGUUUGAGGAAUGAUCAUGACAUAUUUCAGACUUUUGAAGGGGACAACACUGUGCUUCUACAACAGGUAGCAGGGGACCUCCUGAAGCAAUACCAGCAAAAAUUCCGAGGUGGGACACUUGCUGUUACAUGGAACUAUUUGAGGGAAUCCAUGAACUCCUAUCUGUCCCAGCCAAAUCCAGUAACAGCUCGGUGGGAAGGUGAAGACCAUUUGCGAGAUCCGAAGUUCCAAUUAGAUGCUUUCAGGUAUCGUACAUCUCGGUUGCUUCAAGGUGUUACUGUACGACUGAGGAAGCACUCCAAGAAUCUUGGGAACUUUGGUGCUUGGAAUAGAUGUUUAAAUCAUCUACUGACCCUUGCAGAGUCCCACAUUGAAUCUGUCAUCCUUGCAAAAUUCAUUGAAGCUGUGGAGAACUGCGCUGAUCAAAGUACUCGAGCCGCUCUUAAACUCGUCUGCGACCUUUACGCCUUGGACAGAAUCUGGAAUGAUAUAGGAACUUACCGCAAUGUGGAUUAUGUGGCCCCUAACAAAGCUAAGGCAAUUCACAAGUUGACAGAGUACCUCUGUUUCCAAGUGAGAAAUAUCGCUAGAGAACUCGUCGAUGCACUUGAUCUCCCAGAUCAUGUCACCCGUGCUCCUAUUGGCAUGCAGUCAACUGCAGAAGCCUACUCUCAGUACACCCAGUAUGUAGGAUUUUAAGUCAGCAAAUACAAAUACCAGAAGAGAUGCAGAAGCUUGUGAAAACAGUAUUAUCUUUUUCUUUUGGUAAGUGAAUAGGGAGAAUGUCAUCCUGAAAUUUGAAGAACAAGUGUCAUGAAAUGUUGAUUUUACCAAAGAGCAUCAAAUGAAUAAUGUCUAAGAAUCUUUGAUUUGCUGAA
Messenger RNA from Diospyros lotus (date-plum), 2388 nucleotides. Its product is annotated as acyl-coenzyme A oxidase, peroxisomal. The coding region runs from base 128 to 2209 and encodes 693 amino acids. NCBI's taxonomy places the organism in Eukaryota, Viridiplantae, Streptophyta, Magnoliopsida, Ericales, Ebenaceae. Gene Ontology annotation, cellular component: peroxisome. Gene Ontology annotation, biological process: lipid homeostasis; fatty acid beta-oxidation using acyl-CoA oxidase. Gene Ontology annotation, molecular function: acyl-CoA oxidase activity; FAD binding; fatty acid binding. The transcript has 7 exons. The record is from RefSeq and is a predicted model, not a curated record.